Molecule: messenger RNA, 828 nt
Organism: Colletotrichum spaethianum
Lineage: Eukaryota; Fungi; Ascomycota; Sordariomycetes; Glomerellales; Glomerellaceae
Product: putative formate transporter
Exons: 1
Coding region: 1-828 (275 amino acids)
Molecular function (GO): hydrolase activity, acting on carbon-nitrogen (but not peptide) bonds, in linear amides
Source: RefSeq, a predicted model, not a curated record
AUGGCCCCCGGCAACUUCCAUAUUCCUUCAACGCACUCCCGCCUGAAAUGGUCCCGCACAACCCCGCCUCAGAUCACCAUCUCCCCGGGCGACACGGUAACCUUUGACCUUCACGACUCCUCGGGCGGCCAAGUCACCCGGACCUUUACAACCUCCGAAUUCGCGUCCCUGGACCUCUCCACGUUUGACCCAAUCUUCGGCCCGGUCGCCAUCUCCGGCGCCGUGCCCGGCGACGUCCUCGAGAUCGAGAUCCUCUCCCUCACCACCGCCGGCUGGGGCUUCACCGGCAUUAUUCCUGGCUUCGGCCUGCUCACCGACGAGUUUCCGAACCACGUGCUGAAACACUACACCUGGGCUCCCGACGCAACGCACAUCGACUUCGCUCCCGGGAUCAAGAUCCCACUCCGCCCUUUCCUCGGGUGGGCCGGCAUCGCCCCGGCCGAAGAGGGCGACUUCUCCACCAUCCCACCCCUCGAGACUGGCGGCAACAUGGACUGCCGGCACAUCACCCAGGGCACGAAGCUCUACCUGCCCGUGCGCGUCCCGGGCGCCAUGUUCUCCUGCGGGGACGGCCACGCGGCGCAGGGCGACGGCGAGGUCUGCGGCACGGCCAUCGAGACGCCGAUGAAGGCCGCGCUGCGGUUCAACAUCCGCAAGGACAUGCCGUACGUCACGAGCCCGCACUACGACACGCGGGGCUCGGUGCAUGGCGGCGCGCAGAGCGACCCGGCGGUGUACGCGGUGCUGGGGAUCGAUUCGGAUCUGCUAGAGGCGAGCAGGAAGGCGUUGAGGUCGCUGAUUGCGCAUCUUGUCGCAACGCGGGCCUAG